Messenger RNA from Dromaius novaehollandiae (emu), 3282 nucleotides. It is a transcript of the gene TTF1, whose product is annotated as transcription termination factor 1. Gene Ontology annotation, biological process: termination of RNA polymerase I transcription. Gene Ontology annotation, cellular component: nucleolus. Bases 274 to 2427 code for a protein of 717 amino acids. The record is from RefSeq and is a predicted model, not a curated record. NCBI's taxonomy places the organism in Eukaryota, Metazoa, Chordata, Aves, Casuariiformes, Dromaiidae. Gene Ontology annotation, molecular function: chromatin binding. The transcript is spliced from 13 exons.
UCCGGUAGGAGGGCGGAGGGGGACGCCAUUGCGGGCGGACGCCGUGCGGAGCGCGUGUGGCGGCGAGAGGCUUCGUGUGCAGCUUCUUCCCUGCGGCCGUGCGGAGUUAAUGCCUUGUACUGGUCAGCGCUGGAAACUGAUUUGGGGAUGUGAAAAUCAAGGAAAGCAAUUUAAGUCUGAAUACAGCUGUGAUGCACAUCUGUUUGAUGAAGAAGACGUCGCUUUUACCUAGUCACUUUGCCAAAUUAGCUGCAUUGAAAAGUAAGAAAAAAUAUGACAGAAAAAGCGAGUGCAGAUGAUUUUCAAGUUUGGGAUUCUCUCAAGAAGAAAAAGAAAAAACACAAACACAGUAAGAAACAUGAAAGUGAUGAAAAAGAAAGCGUGCAAAAUGCAGAGCAAAGCCGUGCAUCUCCACUCCUUUUUGAAGAUCAACCUGUGCAGAGCAGUGAAGUCUGUAAGAAGAAAAAGAAGAAGAAAAAGAAAAACGAGGGAGAGAAAGAACAGCCUUUGUUAGAUAACUUUUCUACAGGGCUGGAAGAUGAAAUUAUUAAUGAAACUGUAAUGGAUGGUUCCCCAAAGAAAAAGAAAAAAAAGAAGCGGAAGCGUGAUGAUAGUGCAGAUGAGCCCAGUGAUGUAAUUUGUGUCGAAAUAAAUCAAGAUAAUAUUGAGAGCUAUCAGGAGAAUGAGGCUGAUCAUGUUUAUAUAAAAAAGUCUGCUAAGAAGAAAAGAAAGGAAAAAUCACCAGAAAAGGAUGAGGUAAGUGAGCCACCUACCUCAGAAACAUAUGUUAAAAGUGACCAUAAAAGGUCAAAGAAGAAGAAGAAGAAGAAGAGAAAACACAGUAUCACCGAAGAUACAGAAGAAGGCACAGACCUAAUGGUUAAUCAGUCAUUCUUGUCAUCUCCAGAACACGAUACACAAGAGGAAGACACAGUGUUGGCAUUACCUACAGAAAACAGUAGUGUGACAAUGUCCCAGCAAUCCCAUGAAGAUGCUGACUGUAAUGCUUCUCCUGCCUCGAUCGAAGAUCCUGUGGAUGCACCCGCUAAGCCUACCGAAGAGGCUGAUCAUUCCUUCAGAAAAACUCCGAGGCGCGUUCGGAAGGUUAAAUCCAGUAGCAUAGUCAUGGAAGAAAGCUCCUCAGAGUCUGAGAUAAUGACACCUGAACCUACAACAUCAAAUAAAGAGGAAGACCAGAAUAAUUCCUGUACUGAAAAUGUAGCCUCUGAUGAACUGGAUGAUGAUGAUGGUCUGGACUCUAGCAUGUUUUCAGUCUUGGAUUUGGAUACUGCAAAACAAGAACUUGAAGAGUUUAUUCCUCAUGUGAGGAAAAUGUCAGAUAGUUCAAUCAGGAAGAUGGCUGGAAGAGACCUAACGAGGUUUAAACGUUUUAAAAAGCAAGGUAUUGCUAUCAAGUUUGGCAGAUUUUCCCAGAAGGAAAAUGAUCAAAUCAGGAAAAAUGUUGAAGAGUUCUUAUCACUUACUGGAAUAGAGAAUGCUGAAAAACUCCUGUUUACCUCUAGGUAUCCAGAAGAGAAAGAAACUAUCAGUCGCCUAAAAGCAGAGUUUCUUUUCUGUGGGAAAAUUGCUGAGGGCAUUCCACGACCCUGGAGACUGAUUUAUUAUCGAGCAAGGAAGAUAUUUGACCCAAAUAACUAUAAAGGGAGGUAUACUAAAGAUGAAAAAGAAAAAUUGAAGAAGUACUAUGCUAUUCAUGGCAAUGAUUGGAAGAAGAUUUCUGAGAUGAUGUCUCGUUCUAACCUCUCAGUUGCUAUGAAAUACUCUGAAAUCAAGUCGGCUAUUAAUUACGGUCCUUGGACUAAGGAAGAAACACGGAAGUUAAUGCGUGCAGUGGAGGAGGUGAUUACUAAAAGAUCAAAAUUGGAAGAUGAGAAAUCUUCAUCAGAAAAGUCACGUAGAAAUCUCUCAAUUGACCGUGAAAAACUCUACCAGAAAUUACCAUGGACUGAGAUUGAAGCUAAAGUGGGAACCAGAUAUUGGAGGCAAUGUAAACAGAAAUGGACUUCGAUUUUAACAAGCAAGAUGACCAAAGGGCAGCAGUUAUACAAGGGGACCAAAGGAUUACAGGCCAAAAUCAAUCUUAUUAAAAGGUUGUAUGAAAUGAAAGUGGAGGAUGCUAAUGAAGUAAACUGGGAAGAACUCAGUAAUGCUAUUGGAGAUGUCCCUAGAGCCUAUGUUCAAGCCAAAUUUUACAAGCUAAAGGUCUCCUGUGUCCCUUUUUGGCAAAAAAAGACUUUUCCUGAAAUUGUUGAUUAUCUUCAUGAUGAGAAACUCCCAGAACUGGAAGAAAAGUUGCAAAAAAGGAAAAAGAAACACCUCAGUUCUGACAGUUCAACAGCCAGCCAACAGAAAAAGGUUUUCCAGCUCAGUGAAAUUUUUGACUCCAGUGAAGAGAGUGAUAAUUGAUUGCCUUAACACGUCCUAGUCUGCAUAUUUAAGAUGCAAAAUGGAUCUGGUUGAAAGUGGACACAGAUCAACAACUGCAGGUAUACAGACUGAAAUAAUGGAAAAAGCAAAGAUAGGCGUGCCUGCUUUUCUUGUUUCAUAUUGAAGACUGAGGUAAAUACAGCUUUUGUGCCACCUUUUGUUACUAGGAAUUUAUCUUUGGUUUUAGAUUUUUCUUUUUUAAAGAAUCCAAGUUGCUUUCUACAAGACUCAAAUAGGUAUUUUUUCCUUUCCUUUGUUCUGUGGAAUUGGAAACUGCUGUUUACCUUUUGUGUGUGAAUUUGGUUUUCAGCACUUUAAAGAAUUUUAAAUCCUUUUUUCUUUUUUAAGAAAAAAAGCUUGACCACGAAGAAGGCUUUCUAUUGGCUUUUAGAUAUCUCUAAAACAAAUCUUCAGACACAUGCUUUGAGGGGAAAUGGCAGCACCUUGUUCUUAAGAACAGUUGAUUCCCAUUUUUUGAUGUGGAGUUGCUCUUUUUUCAGUUCUUCCAGAGAAAGGGGACUUAUGUCCAUUAUUAAUUACAAAUUGUUGUCAUGCAAACCAGAAUGAUACAUUUAGAAUGUUUUCUUUAAUAUUUGGAAUACAGAGAGAAAAUGGACAGUAUAUAUUUUUUUAUUAUGCUGAGGAAAGUUUCUACAUUUUAAUAUGGAAACUAAGGGGUAAGAUGGAAAUUGUACUCAUGUCUUUGUAUAUUUUUAACCAUUUGCCUAAAGUAAUUAUUUGUAAAUUGACAGUGUGAAUGUAAAAAAUCUUACUGUGCAUGUAAAGUAUUUGUUCAGCUUGCUUAUAUUUCCUAUAAAGUUGCAUUAGAAAGCA